UUCAGAAGCUAGUACCGUAUAGGGUAUGCUAAACUUCAGAAACAGAAAAAAAGAGUGCAUGCAGUGGAAUCUUUGCUUUCUUCAUUCAAUGAACUCUCCUAAAUCCUAAGCAUGUCAUGUUUGUAUUAUUCAUAAACCAGUGUCUUUUUUCUUACUAGACCAAUAACUUCUUUAGUUUUAUGCUUAUUACUAUCAGGGGCUAGCUGAAGAAUACAAGUUAUAUAUAAGUACUUAAAGGACCUUCUCAUGUUAAUUGUUCUCCCUUUUGGAUCUUGUUUUGUUGUUUAGUCAUUUCUUCAUGAAUCUUUGUGUUACAAUGCAUAGUUUCCUAGUGUUCAAAAUUUCUUGAUUAGUGUUUUUGAAAACUGUUUAGCAAAAAUGGUUUCAAAAGAUUCACCCCCACCUUCACAUUCAAGCUUUUUACACCAAUUCAUAAACUCAGACUCCAUCACUAGUCAAAUUGGAAGCCAACAUUUUGACAUUUAUCAAUCUGGUCUAAGUAGUAAUCCUUCUACCUAUCAGCCUCAUGGUGUAUUUGUUAAUCCUCCUAAUCAUUUUACAACUGAUUCUGAUGUUAACCACAGUAGACAUUUGAUGGAUCUUCUUGGAGCUUCACAUGAUGCUAAUCAACAACAAGCACAAAGACUCUCACUUUCUUUAGGUUCUCAUUCACUUGUUUCUUCAUUCACCUGUAGAGAAAGAUCCUUAAGUUCAAGUUUUACUAAUCCUAGUUAUAUAAGCCAAGAAAUUGAUCAAAGGAACAAUGAGUUUUCUUUCUCUGCAUCUGCAAUGAACCAAUCCUUAUCUUUGUUUUCUGCCAUUGGUAACUCAAAAUACUUGAAACCAGCUCAGUCCCUCCUGGAAGAAUUGGUUUGUAUUGGUGGCAAGUCCAUUGAGAUGAGUAAUGAGAAAUUUAUCAGGCGAUUAUCGCGCAACAGCAAGAAAGGAUCUUUAAGCCUUCGCGCUAUGCUGAAAGCCGAGAUCCCAACCAAUGAAUUGUUCAAUGAAAGGCACGAACUUCAUGCUAAAAUCAUGAAGCUCAUAGCCUUGUUGGAGGAGGUGGAAAGAAGAUAUGAGCAAUAUUAUCAACACAUGGAGGAAGUUACUUCAACAUUUGAGGUGAUUACAGGAUUUGGAGCAGGGAAACCUUACACAGCACUUGCACUUCAAGCCAUGUCUAGACAUUUUUGCUGUUUAAGAGAUUCCAUCAUAUCUCAAAUUAAUGUGAUUAGGCAAAAAAUGCCACGAGACAUGCCGAAAAUUAGUAGUGGCCUGUCACACUUGAGCCUUUUUGAGAAAGAGACUUUGCAGAACAGAAAGUCUCUUCAGCAACUUGGAAUCAUCCAAAGUAAUCGACAAGCUUGGCGACCAAUUAGAGGAUUGCCAGAGACAUCGGUGACAAUUCUUCGUUCUUGGCUAUUCGAACACUUCCUUCACCCUUAUCCAAAUGACUCUGAAAAGCUUAUGUUAUCAUCUCAGACAGGCUUAUCGAAGAAUCAAGUUUCCAACUGGUUUAUUAAUGCUCGAGUUAGGCUGUGGAAGCCCAUGAUUGAGGAAAUGUAUAAGGAAGAAUUUGCAGAGUCUUCAGUUGAAUCAGAUUCAUUGUUGAACAGAGAUGGUGUCACAGAUUCUGCAGAAGAAUGAAGUGUUGAAGUGAGUAAAAUGAGGAAUAUAUUUUAUGUAAUAAUACUAUGCUUUUACAGUUGGAAUGCAUUGAAGGAUUGGACUGUGGGAGAAAAGUUGAAGAAGUACAAGGUGGCAGUUAGAGACAUAUUAGAAAAAACAAAAUGUUAGCCUGAAAUGGAAGGCAUUCUUGUACUUGAGUACUUAAUGUGACGAAAUAGUAUAGUAUAGUGUGAAACUUGUAAUGGUUUUAGGAAGUUGUCUGAAAUUUUAUGUUUAGCAUAGCCUUUAUGCGGUUAACCUUAUCCCACGUUAAAAGUUAAAGCUUUGCAUGCAUUGUUAACAAAUUCAGAAACGUUGCUAUGAAAAAUGCUAGUUAAAGAGGA
This is a messenger RNA of Lycium ferocissimum, 2009 nucleotides long. RefSeq names its product BEL1-like homeodomain protein 11. The coding region runs from base 379 to 1644 and encodes 421 amino acids. Lineage: Eukaryota; Viridiplantae; Streptophyta; Magnoliopsida; Solanales; Solanaceae. The record is from RefSeq and is a predicted model, not a curated record. Gene Ontology annotation, molecular function: DNA-binding transcription factor activity, RNA polymerase II-specific; RNA polymerase II cis-regulatory region sequence-specific DNA binding. Gene Ontology annotation, biological process: regulation of transcription by RNA polymerase II. The transcript has 5 exons.